Kwoniella mangroviensis CBS 8507 is the source of this 1593-nucleotide messenger RNA. RefSeq lists its product as uncharacterized. NCBI's taxonomy places the organism in Eukaryota, Fungi, Basidiomycota, Tremellomycetes, Tremellales, Cryptococcaceae. The record is from RefSeq and is a predicted model, not a curated record. The transcript is spliced from 3 exons. Bases 1 to 1593 code for a protein of 530 amino acids.
AUGUUUCCACAGUAUGGCUUACUACUCAAGAAGCUUGAAAGAUCACGACUUGCUAUCAUCGACUUAGCAGAAUCACUCCGUCCUGGUCAUCAUUGCAUUCUAGUCCUUCCACCUGACUCCCUAACCAUUCUCGAUAACGAGCGAUCAUAUGGUGCCAUCAACAUACAUUUCCCGCUAGAGUUCGAUGAUGGUGUCAAAUGGCUGUUAAGGGUCCGACAAGCACAUCAUGGAGUACCGCCAAUUGAGAUACUCAAACAGACAGCCAUAAGUGAAGUGGUAACGCUGCAAACACUCCGAUCUUUCGGUAUGCCAGUACCUCAAGCGUGGAUUCCAAUCAAAACCAGGGUGGAAGAUGAAGGGGGUGACUUGUUUGAAGAUACUUCAAUCUGUUACUUCUUCUGUGAAUUCAUGGCAGGUAAAUCUCAGCUCAUGCCCCAUCUUACACUGCAAACAUAUCGUGAAGUGGUCGACCAUGAUCGAAGAUUGAUAGAAGAAUACGGAAGAAGUCAGAUCCUGCUUUCCAAACAUCCUAUAAAAUACACCUUAAUCGGUUCGCUGGUCCCUUCCAAUGGGCACAAUGACUCAGUGUCGGUAGGUCCUCUACUCAGCUUGUGGGGAGUAAAUAACAUCCAAGCACCUCAUUUUCCUGGUCCAUUCACGAGCAACAGACAACGGUAUUUAACUCAGAUCGACAUCGUUUUAUCGCAUAUAAGUGAAGGCGUCAUGAACGACAACGACGCCCUAAAUGCAUAUCUGUGGCACCUGACUCUCAAAGAAUUAGUAGAGACUUGUCCGGAAUUAGCUGAAGGGGUUACCGAGGUAUAUGUACGCCAUGCGGAUGCGAAAGGGAAUAUAUUAUGGGGUGAUGAUGAAGGCAAUCUGACUGCUAUCCUUGACUGGGAAAUGGCAUUUGUCACUACCAAGGCCGAAGCUUUCUCCUCUCCCUUAUUCUGCUACCAUACCAAUGCGCCUUACGAGAGACAAGAUCUGCAUACCGUCAGAGAGAAAGUUCUCAUCGACUUCUACGAUCGCUCAAAUCGUCCGGAUCUCGCUCACUGCGUUAGAAAAGGGAAGAAAUACCAAUACCUUGAAUCAAUUGGCAGAUUUCAUGGAUGGUACGUCAUGAUCUGUAUGCCAAUGGCUUUGAUGGAUGCUUUCGAAGAUACCAAACCCGAAUCACUCCAACCUCCAUUUUACGCUGAUAAGGAUUGGACCGUUUAUAUGGUCCAGCGUUAUAUCGAUAAUCCCGAACUCCAAACACUCAUCUCGAAGAUAGGAUGGGACUUAGAAGAAGAGAGGAAGAAAGUGAUUUCAUCCAGAGGAUGGGAAGAGAGAGAUCGCAAAAGGUCUGAAUGGUGGGCUUUGACGGCCGAGAAUCGACGGAGGAGAAAGUCCGAAGAUGUUGUAGCGAGGGAAAAGGCUAUGGUGGAGAAUCGACUUCGUAUAGCGUUGAAGAAGCAGAAGAAGAUGGAUGAAGGUGCUACAGGUGGAAUGGAAGUCAAAAGCAGAGUUAAGAAGAUCACUAAGUCUCAUGAUGAUACUCCGGUGACCUUUGAGGAAAAGGGACCAAAUGGCCCUGCUAAAUCAUCGUAG